ACUCAGCCCCAUAGUCAGGGCGUCCCCGGGGCAGAGGGUGAGGGGUGCAGUGCCUGCUGGAAAUGGCGACUGCGGCUAACGCCAACCCCGUGCCUAAACUGUACAGAUCUGUCAUUGAGGACGUCAUUAAUGAUGUGCGGGAGCUGUUUCUGGACGAGGGUGUUGAUGAACAGGUUUUGAUAGAGCUAAAGACGCUGUGGGAGAGCAAACUUAUGCAGUCCAAGGCAGUAGAUGGGUUCCACUCGGAGGAUCAACAGCUUCUACAGCAGCAUCAGCAACAUCUCCAUGUCCAGCCCCACAUGCAGCAGCAACAUGCUGCAGUGCACCAAGCUCCAACGCAGCAAGUCCUCAUUCCCGCCACCCACCAAGGUCUAGUACCCUCAUCAUACCGCACUUCUCAGCAGGUGCUGAUUCCAAGCAAUGAUUCCAAACUAAUCCAGCACAUGACUCCUCAAGGAAUGAGUGCGGCAGCAACUGCGGCUACCCUUGCUCUGCCUGCUGGGGUGACUCCCGUCCAGCAGCUGAUUACCAACUCUGGUCAGCUUCUACAGGUGGUGAGAGCAGCGAAUGGCGCGCAGUAUAUUAUCCAGCCACAGCAGCAAAUGGUCCUGCAGCAGCAAGUUAUUCCCCAAAUGCAGCCAGGAGGAGUACAAGCCCCUGUUAUACAACAGGUAUUGGCUCCAAUGCCUGGUGGCCUUUCCCAGCAGACCGGGGUGAUCAUACAACCUCAACAGAUCCUCUUUACAGGAAACAAGACUCAAGUCAUCCCAACCACUGUGUCCGCUCCACAAGCCCCAACGCAGGGGCAGCUGACUGUGGCAAAUCAGCAACAAGCCCAGCAAGGGCAGCCGCAAGCGUCUCUCGUCCUGCAGGUGGAUGGGGCGGGGGACACGUCUUCUGAGGAGGAUGAAGAUGAGGACGAAGAUUAUGACGAUGAAGAAGAGGAGGACAAAGAAAAGGAUGGAGAAGAUGGACAAGUGGAGGAGGAACCCCUGAACAGCGAGGAUGAUGUGAGUGAUGAGGAAGGCCAGGAGCUGUUUGACACAGAGAAUGUUGUCGUCUGUCAGUACGAUAAGAUCCACAGGAGUAAAAACAAGUGGAAGUUUCAUCUCAAAGAUGGUAUCAUGAACCUGAACGGCCGUGACUUUGUUUUCUCCAAAGCAAUCGGGGAUGCUGAGUGGUGAGCCCACGCCCUCCCUCUCCCCACGGCCCACCCUUGCCUCGUUCUGCAGGGUGCCUCGGGGGGCGAGUGACGUGAGAACAAUGAAACUGAUUUAAUACCAAACCUGAAGUAUGGGAAAUGCCCCCUUCCCUGGCACCAAUGACAAAGACUAAAGAGGCAUCUUGCUCUGUGAUUGGUGGAGCUGGAAUGUUAAGACUGCUGAACUGUCACAUGACCGGUGGCACUGGUGACAUGGUAGCUGGAGUAUUGCCAUACAUGGCCCUGGUUUUACCUAUGUGUUGCUGAUUCUCCCUGCCCUUCCCACCACAUUGGAUAUUACUACAGGUCUCCUCCACUUGGUUUUGAUCUUCCCGGUCACCUGCUGAACAUUAAUAUGCGGGUCACCAGCUUUUUAGGAUCUGCCGCCCCCAUUUCUGUGGUCUAUCCUGGUCUGUGUCAGGAACUUCCAAACUUCAGUCAUCAAGUGCAGCCGCUUGCAAAUGGGCCUAUGCCAUUGUAUAACUUUACCUCCUCUGUGGUGGAUUUUGGAGUCUGGUGAACUGUUUAGCGCAAGAAUAACGUGAGCGCUUCAAACGGUCACAUGACUGUUUACUGGGCCAAGGUUCCACUCCUGCGUAGUAGGUGGCUUAGUAAUACGGACUGCACGAAUAUUCAUUCAGGCUGAAUUUCAAGAGGGAACUUGUCAUAGUUUGGUCUCAGUACGAUGUUACUAUAACUUAAUGCUUGUCCGGUGGUGACUGCCUUACUCCUGUAGUGCAUUAUCACUGCCCUGUACUGUGCACGUCACCAGGCGGGGGGCCGGAGAGGUGUCUGAGUGGGGCAAUAUUCAUACUGCCUUGUGACUAGUGCCUAAGACUAUGGAAGCUGACCUUUUAACUCUGGUUUUUCAAUUGUUAGAAGCAGCGCUGAUCACUUACAGCAGCGACUCCUUCAAUCUGAUUUUAUUAGGGGUACCUGUGACCAGAAUACUGAUGUACUGUUGGGCAAAUAAUGCGUUAGGUGUGAGUUCUCUCUGCCUUGCACCGCACACGGAAAUUGGAGGGCCCCAGUCCUGUCCGGAAUGACCGACCUCUGCGCCUGGAUUUUUGUGAACAGGGCAGCAGGUGGGGGGGUGGGAUGGAGCGUCGCAGAUUUUGUGUUAAAUGUGAAACUUUGUAUGUCGGCCUGCUCCUGUGUGAAUCGAGGGUUCUUAGAUCUGAUUUUUAUAUAGGGGACUGAGGGGGGAUUUUUUUUUUUUUUUGAGCUACUAAUGUCAACUGCUGUUGUACAUACAGUUCGGUGGAGUGCGGGGGGCAAAGCUAUUUAUUAUGUAUGUCUGUAAAAUGCUGUACAAUGGCAGAUUGAGGUUGCUUCCUUGUCUUACUGAAUAUUCUGUUUUUAAAUCCCAUGCUUUAGACUGAUUAGACUUAUUUGAUUUACUGUUUUUAAUAUUUUACCUUUGCAAAUUACCUUUUAAUUAAAGUUAUUUUAAAAAGA
Pseudophryne corroboree (corroboree frog) is the source of this 2659-nucleotide messenger RNA. RefSeq names its product general transcription factor IIA subunit 1 (gene GTF2A1). NCBI's taxonomy places the organism in Eukaryota, Metazoa, Chordata, Amphibia, Anura, Myobatrachidae. Gene Ontology annotation, biological process: transcription by RNA polymerase II; transcription initiation at RNA polymerase II promoter. The record is from RefSeq and is a predicted model, not a curated record. The transcript is spliced from 9 exons. Gene Ontology annotation, cellular component: transcription factor TFIIA complex. Bases 63 to 1184 code for a protein of 373 amino acids.